UGUCCGUAAAACAGCUUAAGCACGUACUGCUCGCAUCGGCGGUUGCAAUAGUGAUAGUAAUACUUUCAACUUAAAGAAAUAUUUCCGGAACGAAAGAAAAAAAUCUGAUGAAUCAAAAGCAUAGAUUAGAAGACACAACAUUUCGGGGAAAGAACCGGCUGCACCGCCGUCUGCGCAGAGCAGUUGACAGCUGCUUUGGCGCUGUCAGUUACACAGGAGCAUGGCUCAGACCGUCGGUAACUUUUUCUUCUCUCUACUCGAUUACAAGACCGAGAAAUUUGUCAUCGCUAAAAACAAAAAGGUCGGAGUACUGUUCAGACUCUUUCAGCUGGGAGUGAUUGGAUAUCUGAUCGGGUGGGUUUUUCUUUGGAAGAAAGGAUAUCAGGAGACUGACGAAGUCAUCCAGAGUUCUGUGAUCACCAAACUCAAGGGUGUAGAUCUCACCAACAGCUCUCAGUUUGGUCUGCAUCUAUGGGGUGCAGAGGACUAUGUCAUUCCCCCACAUGGGGACAGAGUCUUCUUUAUUGUGACAAAUUAUGUAGUGACACCCAACCAGAAACUGGGUUACUGCCCUGAGAGUCCUAAAGUGCCAGAUGGUUUUUGUACUCAUGACAGUGAAUGUGUGGAAGGGGAAACUGUCAUAGCAGGCCAUGGAUUGAAGACAGGUCGCUGUAUAAACGAAACAAGAACGUGUGAGAUUCAUGCCUGGUGCCCUGUUGAGCAUAGCAGAACACCAUCGCAGCCAUUGCUGGCAAAGGCAGAAAACUUCACAAUCUAUGUAAAGAACUUCAUCAAGUUUCAAAAAUUUGCCUUCUCCAAAUCGAACCUCCUGCCUACCACCAACAGCACUUAUCUGAAAAUGUGCAGAUAUGAUAAGGACCAUCAUCCCUAUUGUCCCAUCUUUGGUGUGGGAGAUGUGAUUAACUGGACUGGACACAGUUUCCAGGAUUUGGCAACAAAGGGUGGUUCAAUUGCAGUUGGAAUCGAAUGGAAUUGUGAUUUGGAUAAAGAUGAAUCUCAAUGUAACCCUGAAUAUAGCUUCACACGCUUAGAUUCCUUUAAAAAUUCCAAGAACUCUGCCAUUUCGGGAUACAACUUCAGAUUUGCUCGAUACUACAAUGAUGCAGCAGGUCAAACCUAUCGCAAUCUAUUUAAAGUGUAUGGCAUUCGCUUUGAUAUAUUAGUUAAUGGAAAGGCUGGGAGAUUCAGUAUCAUUCCUACAGUGAUCAGCAUUGGCUCUGGGCUUGCUUUAAUGGGUGCUGGGGUUUUUGUCUGUGACAUGAUUCUUCUUUACAUGAUGAACAAAAGCUCCUUAUACCGAGAGACAAAAUUUGAGGCAGUCACAAAAAAGCAAUCUGGAAAGCAGAGAGAGAGAAAGCAUGUGAGACACCACUGUCAUCAUCACCAAGAUGGGCGGCACAAGAGAGAGGAGAAACAGGGAACAGAGGUGCAGCCAUUGACAUCAGUGUCAUGUCAGCCCAAUAACAACCCAGAGAAACAGAUCCAGCCCAUAGGCUCAGCACUCAAAACCCACAGUUCUGAGAGAAGGCCACAGGGCACAGUGUCAUUCAGGACUCAGCAUGCUACCGAAAAACAGACCAUUUCUCCCGUUUCCACCCUGAGAACACCACGCAACCAGUAGAGGAUUUUUUGAUGCUGAAUCCCAUUGGAUUUACUGUGAAUGUAUGAAAGGAGGUAUUAUAGCGGGUCUAUGCUUAGUCAUACCAAGGAGGAAUACUGCCAGUGGUGUUAUGUUCUCCUAGUGUUUUAAAUGGCAUGGAAGUUUUUGUUACAAAGUAUUUGAAAUAAGAUAAAUAUAAAUGAUUUAAUAAAUAUGGCCUGACAUCAAAAAUUUUCAAAUCAAGGUUGAAUAAAUGUUAACAUAU
Carassius carassius (crucian carp) is the source of this 1886-nucleotide messenger RNA. RefSeq names its product P2X purinoceptor 5-like. The transcript has 12 exons. Lineage: Eukaryota; Metazoa; Chordata; Actinopteri; Cypriniformes; Cyprinidae. Gene Ontology annotation, biological process: monoatomic cation transmembrane transport; response to ATP. Gene Ontology annotation, molecular function: extracellularly ATP-gated monoatomic cation channel activity; purinergic nucleotide receptor activity. Bases 221 to 1642 code for a protein of 473 amino acids. Gene Ontology annotation, cellular component: plasma membrane; nuclear inner membrane. The record is from RefSeq and is a predicted model, not a curated record.